AUGAAAAAACAAAAUGGAAAUAUAAGAAAUAUGCAUGAAGAAACGAUUGAAAUGCGUGAUAUUUCAGAUAUGUGGAUGGAAAUAUGGAUUGCACAAAAUAAUUAUUUAAUCGAGUCAAAGAAAAGUUCAAGAUUUAAAAUUUAUUUAAAUAAAUUACGAAAAAAACCUUUAUUUAUUUGGUUUAUUUCUUUAAUCCAAAUUCUAGUUUUUCUAGUUGAAUUAAUUCAAAGUUGGUUAUUAACUGGUAGUCCAAUUCAAUUAAAACCAUCAUUCAAUCCAGUUAUUGGUCCAAAUGUCUAUUUAUUAAUACGUAUGGGUGCAAGAUUUUCUCCAUGUAUGCAUACAAUAUCUGGUAUAACAGAUAAUAAUUUUUAUUAUUUUUUAUGUUUAAAUAAUACAAGUUUAAUUGAACAAAAAUCAUGUAGUUUAAAUGAUAUUUGUGGAUUUAAUCUUUCAUCUCCACCAAAUCAAUGGUAUCGUUUUAUAAUUCCAAUAUUUCUUCAUUCAGGAUUUAUUCAUAUUGGUUUUAAUCUUCUUACACAACUUAUUCUUGGUGCAUCUAUGGAGAAUAAAAAUGGUAGUUUACGAUUAUUAAUUAUUUAUUUUAUUUCUGGAAUUUUUGGAAUUAUUAUCGAUGGAAAUUUUGCUCCGAAUGGAUUUGUAACUGUUGGUUGUAGUGGGUCACUUUUUGGUAUAAUUGCUCUCUAUUUAGUAAAUAUAAUAUACGAUUGGCGUAAUGGAAUAUCCUAUGAAUUCAUUACUCUCAUUAUUGAUAUUAUUAUUAAUUUUUGUUUGGGACUUUUACCAAGUAUAGGAAAUUUUAAUCAUAUUGGUGGAUUUAUUAUGGGUUUUAUAUUAAGUGUAACUUUAUUAGUACAGCCUAGUAGAUUUCAUUUUAUUAAAUCGUGGAUUUGGUUAAUAUUACGUUUUACUUUUUUAAUAGUCGCAAUUCUUUUAUUUAUUUUUUCAAUUGAAAAUAUUUAUUCAAGAAAAAUUCAAUGUACUUGGUGUAAAUAUCUUGAUUGUUUACCAAUUAAUAAUUGGUGUCAUAUUGGUUAUUUAAAAACAAAUAUUACAAUUAAUUCGACACUCAACACAUUUUAUUAA
Messenger RNA from Adineta steineri, 1107 nucleotides. Lineage: Eukaryota; Metazoa; Rotifera; Eurotatoria; Adinetida; Adinetidae. The record is from the annotation of a GenBank genome assembly.